This is a messenger RNA of Seminavis robusta, 2382 nucleotides long. Lineage: Eukaryota; Bacillariophyta; Bacillariophyceae; Naviculales; Naviculaceae. The record is from the annotation of a GenBank genome assembly.
UUUCCACAGAACACAAACACAAACGGCAAGAACUGAACUAGCUAGGAGUCCAUGGCACCAAUAGAUUGCAUGGUUGCUAGCUUACCUCUCUGAUCAAUUGAUCUACUAACUAGUAUAUAUAUAGUAGCACCAUGCCAAUGGCACGAGGCCUGAAAAGCCCGUCGUCCAGUGGCAACAAUGCGUCAUCCAUUCAUCAAUCUUCCACUUCCACCAAACAUCGGCAGCAGUCAUCGACCGUGUUGCUGUCUACCUCCAACAUUCUGAUUCUCCUGAUUUCACACUCCAUCACGUUUCUAUCGGGAUCCAUUUUUGCAUCCAACCAUAAUAUGCAGACACUUCCAACAACACCAAUGAUCAUACAGCCACAACAGUGUCCAGAAUGUCCAUCGUGGACGACCAACUUUGUCAAUGCUUCCAUGGCACGGAAAAUGAAGGCAGACAAUAACCAGCCUAACCAUAAUAAUUGUCCCAAGCCCUUCUGUCCUCCAUGUCAGGCCAAAGAGGCAAAAGUUGUACAGCAAAUUGUACAGCAAGAAUUCAAAGACAAUGGACUGCCCAAAUCAGUGGAUGCUAUUGCCGCCGGUAUGGCCACCGCCACGAAAGCCGACUUUGCCCAAAAAUUCGACCUGGGAGUCCCCGUGGAUCCGUCCGAUACCAAAUUUGAUCGAGAUGUCCUCAUGGUCUACAGUCGCAAAUCCGCCAUGCCCACGAAAAUGCAACAAUCGUCCAGCAGUAUAGACUUGGUCACGGCCGAGGAAUUGACCGAAAACUGCGAUAUCAUGCACGUGGCGUUUCGCUAUCGGGGGGGUGCCAAGAAUAUCUGUUUGGCAUUGGUGCCCAACUACGAAUCCUAUCAUUUGCAGACAUGGAUGCGAAUGCCCGAGAAGAAAGGAAAAGGAGACCGUGCGUAUCCGCUCCGGUUGGUGCCCCGGACAUUGCAAUGGGACGGACAAGAUGAAUUUGGAGUCCCCAAGUGGAACCGGGAAACCAGGCAAUCGUGGAAACAGCUCAAAGUGUAUUUAGAGACAUACGAGGGGAUUGUGGCGGAACUCAACAAAAUCGUCAGUCGCAUCAAGUACAAGAAUACGGUUGUGGUUAUGGUUUGCAACCAUGGUCAAUCGGAACUUCUCAUGAACUUUGUGUGCUCAUCACGAAAAAGGGGUCUGGAUAUUCAACAUGUGCUGGUAUUCGCCACAGAUAAAGAGACCAAGGAUCUGGCAGAGAGCAUGGGCUUGACAGCAUACUACAACGAAGAGAACUUUGGGCAUAUGCCGGCGGAAGCUGCCAAAGAGUAUGGCGACUUUAAGUUUGUCAAGCUCAUGGUAGCAAAGGUCUUGUGUGUUCACUUGACAAUAUUGACUGGUGUUGAUGUUCUCUUCCAAGAUGUAGAUGUGAUUUGGUUCAAAGAUCCACUGCCGUUCUUCCACAAUAAGAACUCUACAAUCUACAACAACGAUGCCUACUUUCAAGAUGACGGAGCCCGGUCUCUGCGGUAUGCACCUUACAGUGCCAACUCAGGGUUCUACUAUCUCCGUUACAACUACAGAACAACAAACUUCAUGACACAGCUAGUACUUGCUGGAGACCUGAUUGCUAGAAGUUUCUCUCAUCAACAAGCCAUGAUUGCAGUAAUAUCAGAACAAAUGUCUCUACAUGGCUUCAGAGCAAAGGUAUUGAUCAAAGACGAUGAUGAGUUCCCGGGUGGGAUCCAUUUUCACCAAGGUCGAAAGAACAACUACAUGCGACAGUUUUUUGCAGGGGAGAAGGAUCCCAUUAUCUUUCAUAUGAGCUGGACCCUGAACAAAGACAACAAACUACUGUUUUUUAAGCAAAUAGGAGAGUGGUAUGUGAAGGAGGAAUGCGUGAGCAAGAGACUGGAUGAAAUAGCACUUUCAGGAGGCACAGCUGUUGAUACUUGUUGCUCUGCUGAAGCACUGUUCUCUUGCCAUUACCGGGACAAGCCGAGCAAAGUGCCCUGCAGUGACAGCCCUCCUAUUGAUAAGGAAGGCAGGGACUGGUGGGCUGAUUAGUUGCAUGUUGGCUGCUAUGUGGCUAUUAUUCCACGCGCUGGAAGUUCAACGUUAAACCUGUAGAUAUCUGCUUGAUCGUCAGAAUUCCUAGCUGAAUCGAAUCUAGUUCUAAUGCUAGCUGGUAAAAAAGUGGAACAGUGGGCAAAUGCGCAACGAAACUGGCUAACAAGAGCCUCCUACCGUAACUCUAGACAAAGCGAUGCCCAACACGGGUUUGUCAAAAGACAGAAUGAUUCAAUCAGGUUUAGAAGGACAUUUGGAGCAGUCUCUAUCUCCCGAAUUCCGCGUCUUCUUUGCCUAAGCCUGGCCCCUCACCGGCUUCCAUAGAUAACUUCCCUACACUAAACCUCCA